Messenger RNA from Oncorhynchus kisutch (coho salmon), 5587 nucleotides. RefSeq names its product EH-domain containing 2a (gene ehd2a). Bases 487 to 2103 code for a protein of 538 amino acids. Gene Ontology annotation, cellular component: plasma membrane; cytoplasm. NCBI's taxonomy places the organism in Eukaryota, Metazoa, Chordata, Actinopteri, Salmoniformes, Salmonidae. Gene Ontology annotation, biological process: endocytosis; endosomal transport. The transcript is spliced from 11 exons. The record is from RefSeq and is a predicted model, not a curated record. Gene Ontology annotation, molecular function: GTP binding; protein binding; calcium ion binding.
CCCUCUCAUAACCCGGACGAUACUGGGCCAAUUGUGCGCCGCCCUAUGGGACUCCCAGUCACGGACGGUAAUGACACAGCCUGGGAUCGAACCUCAGGUUGUAAUGACGCAGCAACACUGCGAUUCAGUGCCUUAGACCUCUGCGCCAUUCAGGAGGCCAGGGCUGACAAAUUUUUUAUUGGUACCAUGUGUGUCCGAGCUUUUCUUAUUCGCCUUCUCAGUAGAAAAUUGCAUUGUUUCACUCCUCCACCCAAUCCCAAUUGAUAUGUCUGUGUUAGGUGCACUUGAACAGCUGUGGUCAACACCCAUCUCCACCCUCUGAGCAUGUCCCCGAGGCAGCAUAAGCUCAGGCAGCUCAGACCACUGUGUUCUAUUCACAAUUUACAGCUCAUUCUUUGCAGUCACUACUUUUCACAUUCUUCUACAGCAGAAUAAGAGACUCACCAACAUUUCAAGUACCUUUUUGUUCUAUAUUACUCCACCAUCAUGUCUAGUGGGGGGCUGAAGGACAGAAAUUCUGAAACGCUGGAGGAUGUCAACGCAGUCACAAAAGAGCUCAAGUAUCUUUACUAUAAGAGGCUGCUUCCCAUAGAGAAGCAAUAUGGCUUCCAACACUUUCACUCUCCCAGCUUUGAGGAAGCCGAUUUUGACAACAAACCGAUGGUGCUGGUGAUGGGUCAAUACUCAACAGGGAAGACUACUUUUAUCAGAUAUCUCCUUGAGCAAGACUUUCCAGGUAGCCGUGUUGGUCCAGAGCCCACGACAGACAGCUUCACUGCCAUCAUGCAUGGGGAGGUAGAACAACUGAUCCCAGGCAAUGCUCUGUCAGUAGACCACAAAAAGCCCUUUCGCCACCUCAACUCUUUUGGAAAUACCUUCCUGAACAGAUUCCAGUGUGCCCUGCUGCCAAAUCAAGUCCUGGAGAGUAUCAGCAUUAUUGACACACCAGGCAUCUUAUCUUCGGCUAAGAGGAGAAUGAGUCGAGGAUAUGAUUUCCCAGCAGUGCUGCGCUGGUUUGCAGAACGUGUGGACCACAUCAUCCUUCUGUUUGAUGCACAUAAACUGGAGUUCUCUGAUGAGCUCACACGUGCCUUUGGGGCUCUGUGUGGCUAUGAAGACAAGCUGCGUGUGGUACUGAAUAAAGCAGACAGGGUCGACUCUCAACAGUUGAUGCGAGUUUAUGGUGCUCUCAUGUGGUCACUGGGGAAGGUGUUUCAAACACCUGAAAUACUCCGGGUUUACAUCGUCUCCCUCUGGUCACAGCCACGUCUGUUGUCUGACCACUGUCAACUGCUGGAGCUUGAGGAACUGGAUCUUUUGGCGGAUAUCCGGAACCUGCCUCGAAAUGCUGCCGUACGGAAACUUAAUGACCUAGUUAGGAGGGCACGCCUAGUUAGGGCCCAUGCACAUAUCAUUAACCAUCUCAAGCAGGAGAUGCCCACAGUUUUCUGCAAGGAGAGCAAGAAGCAGAACCUGAUCUAUAAGCUUCCUCUCAUCUUCUCCAAGAUUCAACAGCAACAGCGAGUACCAGCUGGUGACUUCCCUGACUGUGCCAAGAUGCAGGAACGGCUAAUGGGUCAAGAUUUCACAAAGUUCAAGACACUCAAGCCCAGCCUAAUGGCUUCCUUGGACAAGUUACUGUCCAAUGACAUUGCAAAGCUGAUGCCUUUACUACAUCAACAGGAUCUGAAGAAGGCUUCCCUGCCAGGGAUUCAUGAUGGAACCUUCUUAGAACCUUCUUGGUCUCUCUUUGAGCAAGUUACAAAGAGUGGAGUAAGCAGGGAAAUGCAGAAUGGUGAGUGGGUGGUGACAAAAGAUAAACAAAAAUAUGAUGAGAUAUUCUACAAUCUCUGUCCAAAUGAGGGCAAACUGAGCGGUACUAAGGCCAAGGAGUGGAUGGUCAGCACCCACCUGCCAAACUCAGUACUUGGCCAUAUCUGGAGGCUUUCUGAUGUGGACUGUGAUGGCAUGCUGGAUGAUGAGGAGUUUGCCCUAGCCAUCCACCUCAUUGAGGCCAAGCUGGAGGGCCAUGGGCUCCCAGGAGAGCUGCCUGCCCACCUGGUGCCACCUUCGAAACGUUUGCAUAAAGGAUUAGCUGUUUAGCUUAGUCUGGCAGGUUGAACCUAUGAUGGGUUGGGCAAAGCAAAACUAGAGAACAUCAAAUAAUGCAGUCAAAAACACCAACACUUUUGAAUGAAGAUAAAUAAUUCCACAAAACAUUUGUUCCUAGAAAAAAAAUUACUGUACAGGAUAGAUUUCCAACAACUUGGUCAUGUCAGGCCACCCACUGAUUUUCCCUGGGAAACCACAAUCCUGGCAGGAUUUUUCUUCCAAAUGAUGUACUGUUUACAAACACUAUGCAUUUAUAUUGUGGAUCCUGACACUGGUUCACUCCAAUAGAUCGCUGGAUUGUGAAUUGGACUCAUUCUGUCAUUUCUUGAUUUGAUUAUAUGUAUAUUUGUAUUUUAAGAAAUACAAAUCACUACAAAUGAAUUGCCAGUGACAACAAUUUCACAGAAAUGCAAGUAUCUCAAAUAAAAUAAUCAGAAAAAGGUCAAGGGUUACAAUUGUAUCAAACUAUGAUAGAGUUGAGAGAAUACAUUGUUUUGUCAUUAACUAAUUCUAGAGAUUGUAUGGGGACAGAUUUCAAAUAUUUGUUUUUGUGUAUGUAAAAUGGACAAGAGAGAAUUAAGAAAUGAACAACUAAUUCAGUAGCUUGUUUUCAUUUGAAUAAUAUAUUACAUCUUUCAUUGUAAAUACAUGGGUCUUAUUAAUGAGAUAACACAUGCAAUUACUUAACUCGCGCCAAAAUAACUUUACAGAGUCGCACUCAUAAAACGUGUAGUUUCCCCCUUUUUUUUUUAAAUCACAAAACAUGCUAUUAAAAGUUAUUACAAUGGUAUAGUUUGCUAUAUUUUAAAGUUAAUUUGUUUUACUUCAUUUGAAAUACAACAUUUGUGAGGGAGCAACCAAGCUUUUUUCCAUUCAAUUUCAGUAAUGUCUACAUUCCAGAAGAAUUUCCCCCAGAGAGAGAGCUUGUUCUUGGAAUGUAAACGUUCCCUUAAUACAUUUCUUAUCCAGCUGGGGGCAACCAUACAACAUAAAUUGUGCCUCUAUCUUGACAUGUUCUACAAAACACAUUAGAUUUAAUGAAUUGAGUAAAUCCUGAAGGUAUUGCUUUGCAUGUAGAAUUAAAUGAUUUAAUGUCAUGAGAAGUUAUGUUUCUAAGAACAUUCUAUAAGAGAGUAUAUUCCCUUUUUCAAAUAAAUCAAGCAAAAAUAUAAUGGUUAUUUCAAAUCACUUAGGGAAGAAUAAAGACUUGUUUUUGACAAUAUCUUUGUUUAAGUGUUUUGUGGCGGGAGAAGAUGUGGACAUUACGCAGUUUCCAGGCUAAAAGGGCUUCGUUCUCUAAAGUCUAGUGGUCACGUGAACGCAACGAUGACGUAGUUGGAAGGUCGAAUUUCCCAACCAAACCAUUUGAUGCAAGCUUUUAGGGGUAGACAAAAUGUACUGUUUUAUAUAUUUACUUAUGUGAAUAAAUCUAUGUAUGAAAACGUUAUGUAUAUGCAUACAAAUAAUCAAGACUAGAACAUGCACUUAUUCUUGCCAUACUUGUUUUCAUGUGAAAUAUUUUGGUAAUGCAAAAAACACAUCUCUCCUCCUUGGUAAAAAUGUGUUCUCUCCUGUGUGAACCGGGACCUCAUGAAGAUGAUUCGUGGGUCGCUCCGCCUUAUUUAUUUCAUAACAACGUCAAAUAUCAAGGAAAUAGCCUUACACCGACAACCCUUUUGCAACUACUAUCUCUCUCGGAGAAGGGCUGCUGCGAUUUGCGAUAUGGGAGUCAAAGUUCAUAUCACCUACUGCGGUGGAUGAGGGUACAGGCCCAAGUUCACCAGACUCAAGACACAGCUUGAGGAUGAAUUCCCAGGUGAUCUUGAGAUUACUGGUGAAAGCACACCUUCAACCUCUGGGUGGUUUGAGGUGGAGGUGAAUGGCAAGUUGGUCCACUCAAAGAAGGAGGGGUCAGGCUUUGUGGACAACGAGCAGAAAAUGGCAACAUUGGUUGAUGCCAUUGAUAAGGUGUUGGGGAAAUAAGAUAGUGCUGAUUAUGGAGGUAUGAACCACAGGAGUCUGAUCUCUGUUUGUCAUCUCCUUGACAUUGCAUAAUGAUGGUGGUGCUCCAAUUGUCAAAGACAUGGGUGCUGCUUGAUGAAACCUGCUCUGCCAGGGAGGUGCCCUGCAGAUUGCUUCAACUCCUACAGUGGCAAUGCUUUUGUAAGAUUGUGGGUGAUACAAAGGGAGAAUAUACUGUUUAUUUGUCAUUGAAACAUAACAUUUCAAUUGAGCUUCUUACAUUGUUCCAUCAUUUUUACUUUCAGGCAUGGUCAAGCUUUAAAACAUUUAACAUUGUAUGUAUCUUCCCAAAUGUUGAUGCGACUUAUGAAAUGCAAGUUCUUAACUUACAAACAAAAUAUGUCCACUUUCUUCUCUUAGUUUGUCUGUAUUUUAAAAAGGCCUGAUGUUUUGAUUAAACAAGGAAAGAAAGACCCAACACGUCGACAAUAGAAAUGCAUAUUGCAAUGUCCAGUAGACUAGUGAGUGACAGUGACACCCUUGGUAGACAUGCCUCAAGGAAAGUUAUAGAGUUGCACUGUCUGGUUCUUGAGUGUCUUUUCUAUGACAGAUAAAUAGGAUACAUUUUCAUCUUAAACAGCAUCUAUUUAGUGUAAAAACAAGACUGUUAACCAUUUAGUGUUACAUUCAUUUGGGGUUUUAUACACAUUUCUAUAAACAUUACAGUAGUUUUAAUCUACAUUCAAGAUUGGUGUUACAUGUCCCUUCUCUUAAACUAGAUCAUGUUUAAUGCAUAAUGAAAGUUGAAACUGAAAUAUUUGUCAGAUGUGAUAUCUGAGACAAGCAUGUGAAACAUGAUCCCCUUGCCUGGGUAUGGUUGAUACCAGUAGGUUGUGAAACAUGAUCCCCUUGCCUGGGUAUGGUUGAUACCAGUAGGUUGUGCAGUUGUUUGAGGAGUAUACCAAGUGUACAAAACGUUAAGGACACCUUCCUAAUAUUGACUCCAAUGCUUCCCGCAGUUGUAAGUUGGCUGAGUGUCAUUUGGGUUUUGGGUGUGAGUGUGAAAAAUUUAGCAACUUUCAGUUCUUGACACAAACCGGUGCGCCUGGCACCUACUACCAUACCCAUUUCAAAGGCACUUCAAUCUUUUGUCUUCCCCAUUCACCCUCUGAAUGGCACAAUCUAUGUCUCAUGUCUUAAAUUUGUAUUAUUUUUACAAGUCUCCUCCCCUUCAUCUACACUGAUUUGAAAUGGAUUUAACAAGUGACAUCAAUAAGGGAUCAUAUCAUUCACCUGGUUAGUCUUUGUCCUGGAAAGAGCAGGUGUCCUUAAUGUUUUGUACACUCAUUGUAUAAUUGACCCUACCAAGAUGGCACAUGUCCAGACACACUCAUUUUCACAUGUCUAUCCAUCAACAUUCUGUGAUAUUUUAUUAUAAAUGUGAUUCUUCAAGGUCCUAUGAUGUAAUCUUCUAUAUCCAACCCCUCAAUAAAAGUUAGGUUUUCAUUAGUCA